Molecule: messenger RNA, 1451 nt
Organism: Hevea brasiliensis (rubber tree)
Lineage: Eukaryota; Viridiplantae; Streptophyta; Magnoliopsida; Malpighiales; Euphorbiaceae
Product: transcription factor KUA1
Exons: 3
Coding region: 231-1220 (329 amino acids)
Biological process (GO): response to ethylene; response to gibberellin; response to auxin
Molecular function (GO): DNA binding
Source: RefSeq, a predicted model, not a curated record
CGAGAGUCUCAUUUUCAUUGACCAGAUUAGCGGCUAAGCAGAAAGGACAGAGCUCCGCGAAGCAUCAAACUCUCUCGCUGUCUCUCUUUUAUUUCCCUCGCCUGUGAAACCCAGGGCCUAGGAGAAAGGCAUUAGACAUCCAUUUCUCGGGCCAUGUUACUGCACCUUCUCAGAUCAGGAUAGUAUCAAUUUGCAUAUCUAUCCGAUCCGAAUCCGAGUCAGAAUCAGCCAUGACUAGGCGGUGCUCUCAUUGCAGCCACAAUGGGCACAAUACGAGGACCUGCUCUAACCGCGGGGUCAAGCUCUUUGGGGUCCGAUUGACAGACGGGUUGAUCCGCAAAAGUGCUAGUAUGGGCAAUUUAAGCCAUUAUACAGGGUCUCCCAACCCGGAUGGGGCCCACGCUUCCCCCGGCGAGACACCCGACCACGGGGACGCUGCUGACGGCUACGCUUCCGAGGAUUUCGUUCCUGGGUCUUCUUUGAGCCGUGAGCGAAAGAAAGGCGUUCCAUGGACUGAAGAGGAACAUAGGAUGUUUCUACUUGGCCUGCAGAAGCUUGGCAGAGGUGAUUGGCGUGGGAUUGCACGCAAUUAUGUUAUAUCAAGGACACCUACUCAGGUGGCCAGUCAUGCACAAAAAUAUUUCAUCAGGCAAAGCAAUGUUUCCAGGAGAAAAAGGCGGUCCAGCCUGUUUGAUAUAGUAGCUGAUGAACCAGUUGACAUUCCAAUGGCAUCACAAGAAUUCUUGACUGUCAACCAUCCCCUGACAGAAACUCCAAGUGAUGAUCCUGAUCCUUUACCUGCUCCUCCUCCUUUGGAUGAAGAAUGUGAAUCAAUGGAUUCUACCAACUCCAAUGAGGCAGAAGCUGUUCCUCCAAAGCCAGAUAGCCCACAGUCCUUCUACCCAGUUAUAUGCCCAGCUUAUUUCCCACCAUUGUUCCCAUUUUCGUUCCCACUUAGGUCAGGAUAUGGUGCGGAGCCAAGUAAGGAGACACAUGAGGUUCUCAAGCCGACAGCAGUACAUUCGAAAAGCCCAAUCAACGUUGAUGAGCUGGUUGGCAUGUCAAAACUGAGUUUAGGAGAAUCUAUUGGUGAUGCUGGGCCCUCUUCUCUUUCCCUAAAAUUGCUUGGAGGAUCAUCCAGACAAUCUGCUUUUCACGCUAAUACGGGCUCUAAUGCUUCAAACAUGAAUUCAGGCAGCAGUCCAAUCCAUGCAGUUUAAAGGCAGCUUUGGCGGAAAUGAGAUUGUAGGUUUUUUCCUUUUUUUUUUUUUUUGGGUCGAAAGAGAUGAGAUUGUAGGUUUAGCUGGGUGCUAAUGAGAGCUUGAGACAUUACUGUUUAUACAAGGCAACAAUGUGUAGCCUGUUAGGGGUUCAUUUACAUAUUCAUUUGUGGGAUCCUCAAUAAUAAUUUUCCCUCAUGUAUUGGUAGCUUGUUAUAGUUUAUAGCUUCA